AUGUUCACUUUAACUUUCCAGGUUGUAUGCGUUUUAUUCUGGAGUAUAUUCAUGGUAGACAAGGGUUUACUAGUGAAACCGUCAGAGAUGAAAAUGAAGACACUCCCAUCAUGGUAUAAUCAUUCAUGUCAUUCUGUGGGAAGCCUCGCUAUAAUUUUAGAUGCCUUACUAUGGAAACCGACAAGUGUUCCUGUACGAAGAGCAGUCUUAAUGCUCGUAGCAUACUUUGGUAGCUACUUGAUGUAUGUGGAAUUCCUAAUACGUAUGCAUAAUCUUUAUCCAUACCCUAUACUCGCAAACUUUUCCGAAACUGGGCGAUUUGGAUUUUAUGGAGUAGUAAUGAUUGGAAUAGCAUUAUGCUUUGGAGUCAAUCUGUUGGUGGUUCGUUUCAUGAAUAAAACUCAUAAAAAAGGGGCAGCUAAGUCGCAACCACGUGGGGAGAAGAAAGAAACGGUUUCUGUUCAUAGUAAACAGAGGAAACCUAAAAAGGCUGACUGA
Molecule: messenger RNA, 498 nt
Organism: Trichobilharzia regenti
Lineage: Eukaryota; Metazoa; Platyhelminthes; Trematoda; Strigeidida; Schistosomatidae
Source: the annotation of a GenBank genome assembly